Molecule: messenger RNA, 1091 nt
Organism: Hirundo rustica (Barn swallow)
Lineage: Eukaryota; Metazoa; Chordata; Aves; Passeriformes; Hirundinidae
Gene: TVP23A
Product: trans-golgi network vesicle protein 23 homolog A
Exons: 7
Coding region: 95-736 (213 amino acids)
Biological process (GO): protein secretion; vesicle-mediated transport
Cellular component (GO): Golgi membrane
Source: RefSeq, a predicted model, not a curated record
GGCGAGGGGCAGCCCCGCUCCAGCGGCGCAGGGGCGGCCGGAGCCCGGCCCCUUUUCCCGGGGCCGACUGCGGGCCCGGCAGCCGCGGCCAGGGAUGAAGCAGGCGCUGGGGGACGACACCGAGGAUGUGUCCCUGGAUUUCGGGAGCGAGGAGGAGCUGGCGCUGCGGAAAGCGCGGAUCAGGCACCCACUGGCCACCUUUUUCCACCUGUUUUUCCGAGUGAGUGCUAUUGUUACCUACUUGUUCUGUGACUGGUUCAGCAACAGCUUUGUUGCCUGUUUUGUCACUAUUCUCCUCCUUCUAUCCUUUGAUUUUUGGUCUGUCAAGAAUGUGACAGGAAGACUCUUGGUUGGUUUGCGUUGGUGGAACCAGAUUGAUGAAGAUGGAAAAAGUCACUGGGUGUUUGAAGCAAAAAGGAUGCCUACAAUAGCUGCCUCAACUGAAGCUGAAGCCCGGAUCUUUUGGCUCGGUCUCAUCAUCUGCCCAGUGAUUUGGACAAUGUUUUUUUUCAGCACUUUGUUCUCCUUGAAGCUGAAAUGGCUGGCUCUGGUGAUUGCUGGCAUCUCCCUCCAGACUGCUAAUUUAUAUGGCUACAUCCACUGCAAGUUAGAGGGACAAAAGACCAUCAGCAGAGUAACCUCAAGGUUGUUUGGCACCACAGAUGUUCCCAAGAGACAGAGCAGGAGAAUUUCAGAAGAUGGCACUGAAGAACAUGGGAAGACAGGCACUAGGUAACCAAACAAGGAAGAGCUAAAGGAUGAGCAAUAAAAAAAGUCAGUCAUGAAAGUUAUUCUUCACGGGAAGAUAUUUAGAUAAAGCUCUUCUAAAAUUAUGCCUGCAUGAAAUAAAGUACUUUGUGUUUUGAGUCUUUAGAUCCUGGAAGGUUUAAAGCCUUUGUUACUUAAAGCUUCACCAAAAAGUUGUUUGUGUGAGCACAGACAGUGCUCAAGGUUUACAGGAAGCACGCUGCUUUCAGAAAAGUUGUCAACUAACCUCAAACUGUUGGAUUAUCUUAACCAGGAAUUACAUGUAAGGAAAAGACAAUGCUAAUUUGUUUAACUUUAGAACAACAAUAAAAUAAUCAAAAUGC